Ornithodoros turicata is the source of this 1642-nucleotide messenger RNA. RefSeq names its product chitinase-3-like protein 2. NCBI's taxonomy places the organism in Eukaryota, Metazoa, Arthropoda, Arachnida, Ixodida, Argasidae. The coding region runs from base 24 to 1547 and encodes 507 amino acids. Gene Ontology annotation, biological process: carbohydrate metabolic process; chitin catabolic process. The record is from RefSeq and is a predicted model, not a curated record. The transcript is spliced from 4 exons. Gene Ontology annotation, molecular function: chitin binding; chitinase activity. Gene Ontology annotation, cellular component: extracellular region.
CUCCCAGGGAACUGUGCCGACAUAUGGCUAACAGCACGCUAACCACACUGAGCCCUGGCCAAUCUCCCUUUGUGGAUCAAGGCCAAUGGACGAGGAGGAAGAAGAAGGAGGGGCAGGAGUUGCGCACAUCGUCAUCGGCAAACCGCACAGUCGGUUCGAAUCAAAAGAGGCUCGCGCGCGGCUUCCGAAGCAUAUCGAAGAUGGAGAACGAAGAGACAACCUUAGUGGGUAUCCGGGGCAGCAACCAAGCCGUGGAUGUGGGCGACCCGUUCAUCAACAGCGCCUUGGUGCACACCGCCAGUGCCUGCCUCAUUUUCUUCGUUGUGUUCAUCUUCGUCCUUCCAGGCAUCCUGCUCACCACCAUGCGCAAGGAGACCUUCGUGGAGACCGACAACCGCCCGUCUGUCCGCGUAGCCAAAGAAGUCGCCGAGCAAAAGGGUCGCGAUCGCCCAAUUAUCGUGUGUCUCAUCAACAGGACGAGUUACGACAGAGAACCCCCUAUGAGGUACGAGCCCAAUCAAGUCCCCUUACAGUGGUGCUCGUACGUCGUCUACCCUCUGACGGGUGCUGCUGAUUGGACGGAAGACAUGCUCAGUUUCGACUACACACACAAGAUGACGCAUCCCAACCUCUAUAAAGACCUGGUGCUCCUCAAGAAGACCAGGCCCAGCGUUAAAAUUCUUUUGUCUGUUGGAGAGAUGACCUCCAGCAGUCAACUCUUCAGCUAUGCGUCGCAGUCCAUGUACAGCACCAUACGCUUCUGCAGCGCUGUAGUGCGUUGGACACUAGGCAAUGGUUUCGAUGGUUUGCUCAUACACAAUUUAUUCCCGUCCGAACCCGAUGCCAACACACACAAGAUAGUUAUCCUUCUCCAAAAGCUGUGGGUGAACUUCGAGCGACGCGGGCUCACACUUGCCGUCGUCUUUGAACCCGACUCUGAUGUUUUCAAGCAUGAAAUGGUUGGCGGAAGGCUAGCGUCGUACCUGGAUCUGGCCAUCGUAGUUUCCCACGGCUUUCGAAGUGAGCUCGUGGCGGACUUCUCAAGUCCCAUGCACCGUGCUCCUUCCAACCAGACUUUCAGCUUCCGUUCUGCCAUCGCUAAAGCGUUGCAGAGCGGCGUACCCCGUCAUAAACUCGUCGCCACCGUGUCCUUUGACGGCAACACGUACACGCUAGAAGACUCGGCAAACCACGAUCCAGGAGCAUUCGUUCAAGCCGGAAGGAGCCUGGGAUCUCCUGGACGCUACACGAAAACGUCGGGAAUGCUGUCCUACUUUGAGAUCUGUCAGAUGUUGAUGAAGGGCAACUUAAGCCACUCUUGGGAUAUCCUCGCUGGCUGUCCUUACGCUUAUGCCGACGACCAGUGGGUUGGGUACGAAGACGAAGAAAGUCUGGCACUCAAGGCGAACCAUGUGCUCAACGAGUCCUUAGCCGGUGUCGUCGUCUGGGAUGUAACGAGUGACGAUUACUUGGGUCACUGCGGUGACCCACACGUGUUGAUCAAGACGCUGUACCAACAGUUUAACAAAAACAUGUCUAUCGUCUAGGUAGAGCGAAACAUUGUAAAUAGUAUCGCUGACGACGACUUUUAUGAGAUAUGUUAUCUUUGUUAUCUUUCGCAAAUCAAACUGAUGCUGUAGUA